Molecule: messenger RNA, 1158 nt
Organism: Sugiyamaella lignohabitans
Lineage: Eukaryota; Fungi; Ascomycota; Dipodascomycetes; Dipodascales; Trichomonascaceae
Gene: HAT2
Product: Hat2p
Exons: 1
Coding region: 1-1158 (385 amino acids)
Biological process (GO): regulation of gene expression
Cellular component (GO): Rpd3L-Expanded complex; nucleus; Rpd3L complex
Molecular function (GO): histone binding
Source: RefSeq, a predicted model, not a curated record
AUGCUAUCCAGUGCACUCCCAUGGCCGUCAUUAACCGUUGAAUGGUUUCCCGAUGUGGAGUUAUCCAACCGUAAAACUCCUGCCGUGAAGAAGCAACGACUUUUAUUAGGAACCCGUACGGCAGGUCAAGGAGAUGAAUUCCUCCGUAUCGCUGACACUACUCUUCCAGAUUUUGAGGCGGACAAGAAAAAAACACCAGAUCUGUAUAAGUUUGAUUCUGAUUUAGGAGAAGUUGCGAGUUACACCGACGCUUUCAACACUCAAGUGAAUAUUACUCAGAGGAUCAAUCAUAAUGGUGAAAUCAACAGAGCACGAUUUAUGCCGCAAAAUCCCAAUAUAAUAGCUACCCUCAGCUCGACUGGAGCAACAUAUGUAUUUGAUAGGAGCAAGCAUUCAUUAAGUCCUGGUAGAGACUUCAGACCCGAUAUUAGCUUGAACCAUCAUAAGGAAGAAGGUUACGGACUAUGCUGGAAUACAUUUGAUAGGGGCCUAUUGUUGACGGGAUCCGGAGAUUCCACUGUUGCACUUUGGGAUGUUAACCAGGUCACAUCUGCAAAUUCUUCACUUUCGCCUAAGGAAGUUUUUAAAUUCCAUACACAGAUUGUUAACGAAGUGGAAUGGCACCCAUUUCAUAGCAAUUUGUUUGGAAGUGUAUCAGACGAUUCUGUGUUCCGAAUCACGGAUAUACGGUCACCUCAAAGUGCUAUCACAAGCACAACGCCAUCAUAUACUUCAGAGGCGAUCAACACUCUGGCUUUUAACUUGGCUAAUGAGUACCUUAUUGCCACUGGAUCUUCAUCAAAAGACAUCACACUUUGGGAUACGCGUAAAAUUCCAAGCCCAUUGCAUAAUAUGAGCGGUCAUACCGAUGGAAUAACCUCUCUCCAGUGGAGUCCGCAUUUCCCCUCAGUUAUUGCUAGUGCAUCUCCUGAUAAGAGGGUAAUCAUAUGGGAUAUAGCGAUGAUGGGUGAAGAGCAGACCCCAGAAGAAGCUGCAGAGGGUCCCCCAGAGCUAUUAUUUGUCCACGGGGGUCAUACUGAUAGCGUGUUUGAUAUUUCUUGGAAUCCAGAUGUUCCAUGGAUGAUGGCAAGUGUUGCAGACGAUAAUCAGUUACAUAUUUGGCGCCCCUCCAGCACUAUUGUAGAUUUAGAACCUUGA